AAGACAUUCAAAAGUAAUAGAUAAUGAGGACAAUCUUACGCAUUAUAUAAGACAUUUACUCCAGAGUGCAAUCCAUACCUGUUUAUCCCAACUGGAAGGUAUUAACUACAAAGGGAAGAGGAGACUAGGACUUACCAGUAGUGAAUGGGAAUGCUUGGAAAGACUGAGGCUACUUCAUCAGGAGGAUUCUACUUCCUUUUAUGAGUCAAUUAUAGAAGAAAUAAUACCAAGUUCAUUGAGAGAUAGUUGCAGGAAUGGAACAUAUGACCCCUACUUAUCUCCCAAUACAGUUGAAUUAGAUGAUAGGAUACAUGGACCAUGUGUAAGAAUAAGGGUUGGUGGUGGUAAAUAUACCACAGAUAUUGAUCUUGGGUUCUCCAAAGAAAAGCAACAGACAGAGCAUGGUAGAUAUAUACUCCUGCCAUAUAACCAAAGAAUAGAUGAUUUUCCAUCAUGGACUCAAUCUGUCUAUAACAGUAAACAUGAACUAGAUAAACAUCACAACAAGCUGCUGAUGUUAUUGAAACUCCUCAUUCUGGAAUGUCAUCUAGUCCGUUAUAGCUGCACUUACAGCUCACAUGCACUGAAGACCCUUGUGCUACAUCACCAGGCAGCAUGUGCAUCUAGUGAGAGAUCAUUGGGAGGUUGCCUGUGUGAUGUAGCUCACCAUGUAUUUGAACUAUAUGAGAUGAAGGAGGAGGAUGGACACCUGUGGAUAUAUGACAGUAAGAAGGAACUUGAAGAUGUUGAUUUCCCAAGUGUUGAUGUACAACCAAGAUUCUUAAAAUACAGGUCUGAGAAUUAUUGGAUGAUGCCAGUAGUCUUCUACAUCACAAUACGUGCACUGAGAUCUGGCUGCUGUACAGGAGAGGAGGCUCUCCAUGUGGACAGAUGGUUAAUCAUAUCUGAACUAUGGAACAACAAGAAGGGUAGCUAUGUACAGCAAUGUGGUCCCUCAUUUGAUCGAAAAUGCAAGAUACCAACACAAGAGAUUGAUGAAUUAAUAACCAGAUUUUAUAGCAAAUAACAAUUCAUCUCCUUAGAGCCUAAAUUACAGUAUACUCUGUUGUCUCUAUAAUUGGGUCCAAGGUAAAACUAAAUUACUUUACCAGAUAUAUUUUUGAUAUCUUCAGCUAGUAACCACAAUAAUUCUCAAAAAUACUUGU
Molecule: messenger RNA, 1166 nt
Organism: Owenia fusiformis
Lineage: Eukaryota; Metazoa; Annelida; Polychaeta; Sabellida; Oweniidae
Source: the annotation of a GenBank genome assembly